CUAUAUUGGCACUCAGAGCAGCUGGCAGGCUGACAAGCGUAAUUUUAGAGGACACUGAUGCAGAGGGAAAAUGUAAUGGGCAUUGGCUGGCAGACCCCUUCCUAUAGGCGGUAGAGAGAAGAGGGAGGGAGAAACAGCGGCCAGCAAGAGAGUCUCCUGAGAGUGAAGUCCUUUGCUGUGGCUAGAAUAGAUAGGCUAAAUAAACAAAGUGCGACACCAUUCUUUUUGAGCAGCAUGGUUUUCCUAACCCUCGGAUUGUAUCUUCCACUCUUGUUUUGUUAUGUCCUGGCUCGGUCCUCAUUUUUGGACCUUCUUGCACUUCCAGAAGGUCUCCGGUCGUCCGAGAGGAGCUUCACCCCAUGCUGUCUGAUGAGUCCCCCCCCACCGCCCCUCUUUCCCCCGCCCCCGUCUCUCUGGAGACGCCACGCUCAUGAGAGAGGCGCCUCAUCUGGUGACGGAGACAGAGGGAAGAUAGACAAAGAGGAGGAGGAGGGACGCCCCUGUGUCCUGGGGCCGCCGGGCUCUGCUGGCCCCCCAGGGCCCCAGGGGCCGUCUGGUCUACCUGGAAUAGGAGGAUCCAAAGGAGAGAUGGGAGAGCUUGGCAGACCUGGACAAAAGGGCCGGACCGGUCCGCCAGGCCUUCCGGGGCGGCCUGGACCCGUUGGAUGGCCCGGCCCACAUGGGCCCAAAGGUGAGAAAGGAGACACUGGACUGAUGGGUUUAUCUGGAGCAAGAGGACCGAUGGGGCCCAAAGGUUUACCAGGAUAUAAAGGAGAAAAGGGUUCUCGGGGUGAUCGCGGGGAGAGUGGCAGCAAAGGCGAUAAGGGAAAGAUGGGAUUCCCAGGGAUGCUUGGGCAGAAGGGUGAAAUGGGUCCCAAGGGGGAACCUGGCACGUCAGGGAAGCGCGGACCUACUGGACGGCCAGGCAAGCGAGGAAAGCAAGGAGUGAAAGGUGACUUUGGGCGGGUGGGCCCUUCAGGUCCUGCUGGCCCCCAAGGGUCCCCUGGCCAGCCCGGCCCCCCUGGUCUCCCAGCUACAGGACUUUAUAUGGUUGGAUCGAAAGGAGAGCGCGGCCCUACAGGGCCUCCUGGGAGAUGUAGUUGCAACUCUCUCAUGAGCUCACCUUUUGAUGACAGCGCCAGGGGCCAGCAAGCCAGAGUGCCAGCGAUAUUUGUGGUUGGCAGUCAAGAUGAACUAGAGCGUCUUCAAACUGACAAUGCUUUUGCAUUCCGCAAAGACCAGAGGUCUCUCUAUUUCAAAGAUGUGGAUGGCUGGAUUCCAAUUCAGCUGACCCCAUUCCAGUCCACGGAGAACGCCCCAGAGGAAGAGGGUUACUGUGGCGAUGGAAUAGUACAGAUUCCAAACGGGGAGGAGUGUGACGAUGGGAACAGAGUGGUCACAGACAGCUGUGUUAAGUGUAAACAUGCCUUCUGUGGGGAUGGCUAUCGCUAUGAGGGGGCUGAGGAGUGUGAUGGAAAAGACUUUGGCUACCAGACAUGUAAUUCAUACCUUCCAGGGUCGUAUGGCCGUCUAAGGUGCAGACUGCACUGUGUUAUUGACUCAACAAACUGCAAGUACUUCACAUGAAGGGUCAAAGCCACACAGAGCAAUGUAGUCGUUGUGUUCCCAAACACCAAGCAGGAAUAUAUUGAUGCAAUAAAAGGACGAGGAUACUGCAAAUAAAAGACUGAAAAAGAAGAUGAAGCCAAAAAAAAAGAAAAGAAACUACUAUAUAUACUUCUUCUGUACUGCUGCUCUCAUGCCACAUAGAUUGCAGGGGUCCGAAUGACCUCGACCAGAGUCCACCCUUUCGCCCAUACAUAAACAAAGAAAAAAAAAGUCCUAUGUUGAGGACUAGUCUUAACAUGUGAGGACUGAAAAGCAUUCUACAAGCCAUACCUGAUUGGACCACUUAGCCUCACCUAAAUGGACCAGUCAGCUUCACCUGAUUGGACCAGUCAGCCUCACCGGAUUGGACCAGUCAGCCUCACCUGAUUGGACCAGUCAGCCUCACCUGAUUGGACCAGUCAGCCUCAAGGUAAAGUGGGUGAAUGAAGUGGAAGGUUUCAUUAAACCUUGUAGCAACGGGGUCCUGGUUGGAGGCUCAUUAAUCCUGACUUAGUACUGUUUAAAAGAAAGAAAUUAGGAAGGCUUGGAGAAACCAGGAUACUGUUUAUCCUACUGCUGAUAGAAUGAAUGACAAUGCACAGAAUUUGCAUGAGGCUAGGGUUUGGAUGGCCCCGGCGACAGCUGCCUCUAGGCAUGUAACCUAAUACUGACGCUAAAACAUUGCCAUGACACGCUUCAUACCUGUGCCCUCUUAAAAUCCUUCAUUAGAAAUGUGUAGUGACCCUUUUUAGGCAUAGAUUGACUUAAGUCAUUAUGAUGAUGUGUACUGGCGGGCAGGUGGAUGCAUGGCCAACAACAAAGUUGUUAUAAGGGGGGGGGGGGUCCCGCUUCAAGUGUCUUGGCCUCUGGGAAUCCUCAAAGAGGGCAGGUUGUUACAGUGUGUUAUGGUAGCAGCACACAAGGUAAACUUGAUCUUCAUAUUCUCAAACCCAGGAUCUACUCAGGAACCAUCAGGUCACAUGACUCAAUGAGUCGGUUCAAUAGGCCUUCUGCACGCUACUCUUUGUGAAUGGCAGAUAAUGUAAGUAGAGGAACAUAUUGGACUGUUAAAUAUGGGGAAAUAAGCUUUAAUGUAAAUGGAGGAGGUCCUUCCCUCUGCUUCAACAAUGCAUAUACUAUGUAUAUAUAUGUGUGUGUAUAUAUAUAUAUAUAUAUAUAUAUAUAUACUGUAUGUCCAGGCCUGAAACUGUUACAUUCUCAAUGUUACCCUCUGCACAGGCAAGACCAGAAUAGUUUCUAGCUGCUGAUGGGGAUGUAUUAUCUUCCACUGUUGCAUCCACAUUCUAUAUUACGCUACCCUGAUACCUCUUCAUUCAGUCUGUCUUAUAGUGUUACAAAGAAACAUGUCAAUGGUGAACUUAAAUACAUUUAGUGUUCUGUGUCUGGGGAACCCACAGUGUCAGUAGUGGGGCUGAUAUAAGCUAUUUAUUUUUACAAUUAAACAAAAGUGUAUGAGAUGUAGGGCCAAGAAUACCCUUUGCUGAGGGGGGUUAGGUUUUUUAAGUGCUUCUGGCCUAAAAGUGAAUGUAACAACAUGCUAAUGAAUGGUAUAUUUCUACAGUUAAGUUUGUUGUAUGUGCAUGCUUCUGCUACCAUGUUUGUAUGCUGGAGAGUUCAAAAUUGUCCAACCAUAGUUUUUGGGAUGUACUGUUAGCAUAAAAUUCAUUAUUGCAUUAUUACCAGCGUGAUCAGUGUAUUACAAAUAUACAACCUUGCUCUACCAAGGGCAAAGCUAGUGGUAUUAUGGAGAAACACUGAAGUUCUGACUGUAUGUUAUUCCGUUUGGAAUAUAGUUUGUCAACACAUAGCCAAUGGAAAAAAUGCCAAUCAUCACAUGAUAUGUUGAAUGUUCUAUUUGUUAUUCUUACUGUCCUAUACUGUGUAUACAACAAUGUUGAAACAUAACAUGCAUGUAACCACAUAUUGCUUAAUGAAGUCCAGUAUGCACUGAUGGCUCCUCCUGGUUCAUUGUCAAAGAGUUUAAACCUUGGAUAGUUUGAAAAACUAAUUCAAAUAAAUGCAUUCAAUGUGUCAAAGACAAU
Messenger RNA from Gadus macrocephalus (Pacific cod), 3671 nucleotides. It is a transcript of the gene colq, whose product is annotated as collagen-like tail subunit (single strand of homotrimer) of asymmetric acetylcholinesterase. The coding region runs from base 235 to 1587 and encodes 450 amino acids. The record is from RefSeq and is a predicted model, not a curated record. Gene Ontology annotation, molecular function: heparin binding. Lineage: Eukaryota; Metazoa; Chordata; Actinopteri; Gadiformes; Gadidae. The transcript has 17 exons.